GACCAUGAAACGCAAGCCAAAUAUACCGAACAAUUUUUCAUUGAUCACAGUGUAGCUUUCUGUUUAAUUUAGUCUGCAAUGGCUGCAUCGACAAUGGCUCUUUCUUCCCCAUCUUUUGCCGGGAAGGCAGUUAAGCUUUCACCGUCGGUUCCUCAGAUCACCGGUAAUGGAAGAGUCUCCAUGAGGAAAGCUACCAAGUCCGUUUCAUCUGGCAGUCCAUGGUACGGCCCUGACCGGGUCAAGUACUUGGGUCCAUUCUCUGGUGAGCCACCAAGCUAUCUCACUGGUGAGUUCCCUGGUGACUAUGGUUGGGACACUGCUGGACUCUCAGCUGACCCCGAGACAUUCGCCAAGAACCGUGAACUUGAGGUGAUCCACUGCAGAUGGGCUAUGCUUGGAGCCCUUGGAUGUGUUUUCCCUGAACUCUUGGCUCGUAAUGGAGUUAAGUUCGGUGAAGCCGUGUGGUUCAAGGCUGGAUCCCAGAUCUUUAGUGAGGGUGGACUUGACUACUUGGGCAACCCAAGCUUGAUCCAUGCACAGAGCAUUUUAGCCAUCUGGGCUUGCCAGGUCAUCUUGAUGGGAGCUGUUGAGGGCUACCGUGUAGCUGGAGGGCCACUUGGUGAAGUAGUCGACCCACUUUACCCUGGUGGCAGUUUCGAUCCAUUGGGUCUUGCUGAUGACCCUGAAGCUUUCGCUGAGCUCAAGGUUAAGGAAAUCAAGAAUGGAAGAUUGGCCAUGUUCUCUAUGUUUGGUUUCUUUGUUCAAGCUAUUGUAACUGGAAAGGGUCCUCUGGAAAACCUUGCUGACCACCUAGCAGACCCCGUUAACAACAAUGCUUGGGCAUAUGCCACAAACUUUGUUCCCGGCAAGUGAGCGCGAGAAUCCAGCUGAAUCAUAAUUUGUGUGGUGUGGGAAAUAUCAAUGUAUAUUGGUUUGUUCUAAUAAAAAGUGUGUUUUUUUGCAUCAUUGAGUACCAAUUUCAGAAUGAAUAUCUGUGUGAUGCAGAUUUUUAAUAUUUGAAAA
Molecule: messenger RNA, 1023 nt
Organism: Olea europaea var. sylvestris
Lineage: Eukaryota; Viridiplantae; Streptophyta; Magnoliopsida; Lamiales; Oleaceae
Product: chlorophyll a-b binding protein of LHCII type 1
Exons: 1
Coding region: 79-873 (264 amino acids)
Biological process (GO): response to light stimulus; photosynthesis, light harvesting in photosystem I
Cellular component (GO): chloroplast thylakoid membrane; chloroplast envelope; plastoglobule
Source: RefSeq, a predicted model, not a curated record